Molecule: messenger RNA, 330 nt
Organism: Acytostelium subglobosum LB1
Lineage: Eukaryota; Evosea; Eumycetozoa; Acytosteliales; Acytosteliaceae
Exons: 2
Cellular component (GO): cytosolic large ribosomal subunit
Molecular function (GO): structural constituent of ribosome; RNA binding
Source: RefSeq, a predicted model, not a curated record
AUGGUGUCCACAAAGAAGCAGAAGAAGUCCCAGGAGAACAUCUCCUCCAAGUUGGCCUUGGUCAUGAAGUCUGGCAAGUCCCAGCUCGGCUACAAGUCCACCCUCAAGACCUUGAGAUCCGGCAAGUCCAAGCUGAUCCUCAUCUCCAACAACUGCCCACCCCUCCGUCGUUCUGAGAUUGAGUACUACGCCAUGUUGAGCAAGACCAACGUCCAUCUCUACAACGGUAACAACAUCGACCUCGGAACCGGUUGCGGUAAGAAGUUCAGAGUCUCAGUCAUGAGCAUUACCCACGAGGGAGACUCCGAUAUCCUCACCUCCUUCGCCAAG